Tetrahymena thermophila SB210 is the source of this 1167-nucleotide messenger RNA. RefSeq lists its product as hypothetical. The record is from RefSeq and is a predicted model, not a curated record. The transcript has a single exon. NCBI's taxonomy places the organism in Eukaryota, Ciliophora, Oligohymenophorea, Hymenostomatida, Tetrahymenidae.
AUGGCUGAUUAGUGGAUUCAAUCUAGAAUAGCUGAAUAUUUAAAGGAUAAAAUUUAUUCUUUUAUUAAAGAAGGACCAACUAAACUUGUAUCUUCUUAAUGUAAAUAUCACUAUUGCAUCUCUUAAUUAAUUUGGUAUAAAGUGAGAAUAGCUCAUACUUGUGUGAUAAUACUAGAUUAAAACCAUCCAUUAUAUUGGGUAAUUAAGAACUGCGGCAAAUCAUACCUUAAUCAUUUUACUGAAAAAUAAUUGGAUUACAAAGAGUUUAAUUCAAUUAUUUAUGUAUUAUUAUUUAAUCGUAUUAGUUCUUCUAAUCAUUUAACACUCGAUGGAUGUAAAGAAAAUUUAUAAUGUUAAAAAAACUAAAUAUUAACAACAAUUCACCACUGUAACUCAAAGAAUUUACUUAAUCACUUUUGUAAUGAAUAUAUUAGGUCUUCUAAUAAUCCCCUAUAAAUAAAAUAAGUCAAUUCAUAUUACUCAAUUUAAAACUAUAAAAAAGAAAUAUUUGAUAUUAUAGAUAAUUGUGAGUAUUUUGAGGGAUUUAUUUUAAAAAGACAAAUAAUUAAUCAUAAAGGAGUUGAAUAUGAAUAAUCUAAUUUAAUUAUUUGCUUUUUCCAAUAUAAUGAGAGAGAUUUAGAUAUUUAAUAAGAUUCAGAAAAUUAAAUCUAAAUAAGGUUUUCUAGUAAGUUAAAAUAAAAAAUAUGUAAUAAAGAAAUAGUAGUAAAUAGUUUUAUAAAAAGAAAUGGAGAAAAUUAAUCAAUAUUGACUCGUAAAUUAAUUUCUAUUAAUAAACCUACCUUUUUAUAAUUAUUGGUAGAUGAAUAAUAUGAAUAAAUUUUUCCAAAUAUUGAGUAUUUUUACAAAAAUUUUACUUAAAAGAUAAUACAUAAAGUUGGUAUUCAUUUCAAAAAAGAUGAUUCAUAAUUGCCAUUUUAACCUGGAUCAGUGCUUAGAGUAGAUAGAGGGAAAUAUUUCCAUGCUGGAGUUUAUUUAAAAUUAGAUUUGGUUAUACAUGUAAAAAUUACUAAAAAAAUUAGAGAGGUUAAAUAUUUAAUUUUGAUAGAUUUGAUUAAUUUAUUUUGGAUAGUAAAACUGUUGAAGAAAUUAAGUUUGAUAUUAAUUUCUUUACUUUAGAAUAGAUAUUUGAUCGAGCAUUAAAAAUGA